This is a messenger RNA of Brugia malayi, 1311 nucleotides long. It is a transcript of the gene Bma-enol-1.2, whose product is annotated as enolase, putative. Gene Ontology annotation, molecular function: phosphopyruvate hydratase activity; magnesium ion binding. Gene Ontology annotation, cellular component: phosphopyruvate hydratase complex. Lineage: Eukaryota; Metazoa; Nematoda; Chromadorea; Rhabditida; Onchocercidae. Bases 1 to 1311 code for a protein of 436 amino acids. The record is from RefSeq and is a predicted model, not a curated record. The transcript has 10 exons. Gene Ontology annotation, biological process: glycolytic process.
AUGCCGAUCACACGUGUUCACGCCCGUCCUAUUUAUGAUUCACGUGGUAAUCCAACCGUCGAAGUUGAUUUGACCACCGACAAAGGUAUUUUCCGUGCGGCUGUACCAAGUGGUGCUUCAACUGGUGUACAUGAAGCACUUGAACUUCGGGACAAUGAUAAAGCUGUGAAUCAUGGCAAAGGUGUUUUGAAAGCUGUAAGAAAUGUCAACGAACAUAUUGGACCUGCUCUAGUUGCUAAGAAUUUUUGUCCAACUCAACAACGUGAAAUCGACCAUUUUAUGCUGGAACUCGAUGGAACCGAAAAUAAAGCAAAACUGGGUGCCAAUGCAAUUUUGGGUGUUUCAUUGGCGGUUUGCAAGGCUGGUGCAGUGCAUAAAGGUAUGCCGUUGUAUAAGUAUAUAGCAGAAUUGGCUGGUACCAAACAGAUUGUUCUGCCAGUUCCUGCUAUGAAUGUUAUCAACGGUGGUUCUCAUGCUGGUAAUAAACUGGCAAUGCAGGAAUUUAUGAUCAUGCCUAUUGGAGCUAGUUCAUUCAGUGAAGCAAUGCGCAUGGGUUCUGAAAUUUACCAUUACUUGAAGGCAGAAAUCAAAAAACGAUACGGUCUCGAUGCAACAGCAGUGGGUGAUGAAGGUGGUUUCGCUCCUAAUAUUCAGGAUAACAGGGAAGGUCUUGAUUUGUUGAAUACAGCAAUUGCAACAGCUGGAUACACGGGAAAAGUAGCAAUUGCUAUGGAUUGUGCCGCAUCAGAAUAUUAUAUGGAAUCAGCUAAGCUGUACGAUUUAGACUUCAAAAAUCCAACCUCGGAUAAAGCCCAGUGGAAAACUGGUGAUCAAAUGAUGGAAAUCUAUCAAUCCUUCAUUAAGGAAUAUCCAGUUGUAUCGAUUGAGGAUUGGUUUGACCAGGAUGACUGGGAAAAUUGGACCAAAGCAUUGGCUAAUACGCAUAUUCAAAUUGUUGGCGAUGACUUAACUGUUACGAAUCCUAAGAGAAUUGCUAUGGCUGCUGAGAAGAAAGCUUGCAACUGCCUGUUACUCAAGGUUAAUCAAAUUGGCUCAGUGACUGAAUCAAUUGAUGCGGCUAACUUAGCACGUAAAAAUGGAUGGGGUGUAAUGGUAUCGCAUCGUUCAGGUGAAACGGAAGAUACAUUUAUCGCUGAUCUCGUCGUUGGACUUGCUACCGGACAGAUCAAAACUGGAGCACCAUGUCGUUCGGAGCGUCUCGCCAAAUACAAUCAGAUACUUCGUAUUGAAGAAGAACUUGGAUCAGCUGCCAUUUACGCUGGUCAAAAGUUCCGAAAUCCUCAAGCAUAG